GCCCUUUAUAGGGAUGUCAUGCAGGAGAACUAUGAGACGGUGACCUCGCUGGGAUUUCCUGUUCCCAAACCUGACCUGAUCGCCCGACUGGAACAAGGGGAAGAGCCGUGGGUCCCAGAUUGCCAGGCCGCAGAGGAAGUGGAGAGCCCGAAAGGCAUCCACACAGCACAGACAGUGACUCCUGUCUGGAUUCUCUCUCUCCCAGCAGGCGAUAGGACAGUGAGUGAGAACAAGGAGGAGAAUCAGCAGCAGGAAGGUCCUGAGAAAGUGGAACCGCAGGAGAGGUUUUUGAGAAGAGCUGAAGGGAAUUUUUCCCAGUGCUUGGAACAGGAAAAAGCCUGGGGAAAUCGGUGCAGGUCAGAGAGGCAGCUGAGAAACUAUUUCAUUUAUUGGGCGGAUGAAUCCAUUCAAUAUGGGGGAGGAUGCAAAGAUCCCAAGGAAACCACAGCCCCACAGACGUAUCACCAGGAAGAGAAACACUAUAAACGCCUAGAGAGUAGGAAAAGUUUCAAUGUGAGUAGAAACCUUGUUACAUGUCGGAGAAACCAUUCAGGCGAGAAACCCUAUAAAUGCUUGGACUGUGGGAAAACCUUCUGUAAGAGCUCAGACCUUAUUAAGCAUGGUAGAAUGCACACAGGGGAGCGACCUUAUAAAUGCCUGGACUGUGGGAAAACCUUCACUCAGAGCUCACACCUCAUUACACACCAGAGGCUGCACACAGGAGAGAGACCAUAUAAAUGCCUUGAGUGCGGGAAAGGAUUCAACGUGAGAUCAAACCUUAUUAAACAUCAGCAAAAUCACACAGGAAGGAAACCCCAUAUUUGUUUGGAUUGCGGGAAAUGUUUCAAUCACAGCUCCUACCUUAUUACGCAUCAGAGACUGCACACGGGAGAGAGACCCUAUAAGUGUCUUGAGUGUGGGAAAAGUUUCAAUCAGAGCUCUAGUCUUAUCACGCAUCUGAGAACCCACACGGGAGAUAAACCCUAUCAGUGCCUCGACUGUGGGAAAAGCUUCAAUGUGAGAUCACAACUUAUUAUUCAUCAGAGAAUCCACACGGGAGAGAGACCUCAUAAAUGCUUGGACUGUGGCAAAAGCUUCAGUCACAGCUCACACCUUACUAAACAUCGGCGAAUUCACACUGGAGAGAGACCCUACAAAUGUCUAGAGUGUGGGAAAACUUUCAAUCAGAGCUCACACCUUAUUAUGCAUCAGAGAACCCACACGGGAGAGAGACAUUAUAAGUGCCUCGAAUGUGGGAAAAGUUUUGUUCGGAGAUCAGCCCUUAUUACGCAUCAGAGAAUCCAUACGGGAGAGAAACCCCAUACAUGUUUGGACUGUGGGAAAAGUUUUAGUCAGAGAUCAGCCCUUAUUAGACAUCAGAGAAUCCAUACGGGAGAGAAACCUCAUACAUGCCUCAACUGUGGGAAAAGAUUCAUUCAGAGAUCACACCUUAUCACACAUCAGACAAUCCACAUGGGAGAGAAAACCCAUAAAUGUUUGGACUGUGGGAAAAGCUUCAAUAACAGCUCCUACCUCACCAAACAUCGGAGAAUCCACAAGGGUGAGAUACCGGGGGCCCCGCUCGGAGGGAAGGCUGAGGAAUCACGUCCACGUUUCACUCUAGAUCGUCCCAUCUUCCAGGGGACAGGGAAGGGAACUGGCUGUGAUGGAGCCAGCUCAGGAUUCCCCAUUCCCAAACCUGAGCUGAUCGCCCGGUUGGAAGGAGGGAAGGAGCCGUGGGUCCCAGAUCUCCAGGCCGCGAAGGAAAGGGAGAGCCCGAGAGGCACCCGCACAGCACAGGCAGUGACUCCUGUCUGGAUUCUCUCUCUUCCAGCAGGUGAUAGGACAGUGAGUGAGAACAAGGAGGAGAAUCAGCAGCAGGAAGGUCCUGGGAAAGUGGAACCGCAGGAGAUGUUUUUGAGAAGAGCUGAAGGGAUUUUUUCCCAGGACUUGGAACAGGGAAAAGUCUGGGGAGAUCGACACAAAUCAGAGAUGCAGGUGGGAAAUUAUCCCAGGAGGAAACUGGAUGAAUCCAUUCAAUAUGGGGCAGCAUGCAAAGAUCCCAAGGAAACCACAGCCCAGCAGACAUAUCACAGGGAAGAGAAACCCUAUAAAUGCCUAGAGAGUAGGAAAAGAUUCAAUGUGAGUAGAAACCUUGUUACACUUCAGAGAAACCACUCAGGCAAGAAACCGUAUAAAUGCUUGGACUGUGAGAAAACCUUCAGUAAGAGCUCAGACCUUAUUAAACACGGCAGAAUGCACAUGGGGGAGCGACCUUAUAAAUGCCUGGACUGUGGGAAAACCUUCAUUCAGAGCUCAGAUCUUAUUACACACCAGAGGCUGCACACAGGAGAGAGACCUUAUAAAUGCCUCGAGUGUGGGAAAAGAUUCAAUGUGAGAUCAAACCUUAUUAAACAUCAGCAAAAUCACACGGGAGGGAAACCCCAUAUUUGCUUGGAUUGCGGGAAAUGUUUCAAUCACAGCUCCUACCUUAUUAUGCAUCAGAGAUUGCACACGGGAGAGAGACCCUAUAAAUGUCUUGAGUGUGGGAAAAGCUUCAGUCACAGUGCACACCUUAUUAAACAUCGCCGAAUUCACACAGGAGAGAGACCGUAUAAAUGUCUUGAGUGCAGGAAAAGUUUCAAUCAGAGCUCACACCUUAUUGUACAUCAGAGAACGCACACGGGACAAAAACCCCAUACAUGUUUGGACUGUGGGAAAAGUUUUAGUCAGAGAUCGGUCCUUCUUAGACAUCAGAGAAUCCAUACGGGAGAGAAACCCUAUACGUGUUUGGACUGUAUGAAGAGUUUUAGUCAGAGAUCAGCCCUUCUUAGACAUCAGAGAAUCCAUACGGGAGAGAAACCCCAUACUUGUUUGGACUGUGGGAAAAGAUUCAUUCAGAAAUCACACCUUAUUACACAUCAGACAAUCCACAUGGGAGAGAAAACCCAUAAAUGUUUGGACUGUGGGAAAAGCUUCAGUAACAACUCCUACCUCACUAAACAUCGGAGAAUCCACAAGAGUGGGAUACCCUAGAAAUACGCCAAUGGUGGGAAACGAUUCAGUGGGAACUCACGCAUCAGAGAAUUCCCACAAGAAGGAGAGAUUUUUGACUUUUUAAAAGACCUUUAAUAAAAUUGGUACACGAAACGCAGUGAAAA
Messenger RNA from Chrysemys picta bellii (western painted turtle), 3161 nucleotides. The record is from RefSeq and is a predicted model, not a curated record. Lineage: Eukaryota; Metazoa; Chordata; Testudines; Emydidae.